AAAUGAACAUGAAAAUAUUCAGGGACUUCAGUAGCUUGGUGAAAUUGAGCAGUGAAGCACCUCUUACCUACGGAAUCAAACGUGCCCGGUGCUCCUAGACGAUCAAAGUGGAAGUUUACAGAUUUGAUGAAUGUAAAAUGGGUCUGAAAAUCGGAGGCGAAGUGGAAAAGGUGGACGGGAAACUACUGAGUUACACCGAUUUUGUUGAAAAAUACCUGGUUAAAAACCAGCCCGUAAUCCUCACCGGGCUUAUGGACCAUUGGCGGGCCUGCAAAGACUGGGUUUUGGACAACGGAGACCCAAAUUUUCGUUUCCUCUCCACAUACUUUGGUAAUUCCAGAGUUCAGGUUGCGGAUUGUGGAAUGAGGGAAUUUACGGACCAGAAAAGGAUGGAAAUGUCGGUUUCGGAGUUCAUUGAUCAAUGGACUCAGCUUUCUGCUGCUAGGAAGGAUAGUGGGUCUGAUGGCAAUUCACUAUUGUAUUUGAAGGAUUGGCAUUUUGUUAAGGAGUAUCCAGAUUAUGUUGCCUACAGCACUCCAAAGUUUUUCUGUGACGAUUGGUUGAAUCUGUAUCUUGACAAGUACACAAUGCAUAAUGAUCCUGACACUUGCCAAAACAGAAAUGAAAUUAUCUGCUCUGACUAUCGUUUUGUGUACAUGGGAGCAAAAGGUACAUGGACACCACUUCAUGCUGAUGUUUUCAGGUCAUACAGUUGGUCAGCUAAUGUGUGUGGCAGGAAACAAUGGUAUUUUCUACCUCCAAGUCAGCGUCACCUUGUGUUUGACAGGCAUAUGAAGUCUUCUGUGUACAAUAUCUUUGAGGAAGGCUGCAAGUCGAAUUUCACCGGUUUUGAGGAGGCUAUAUGGUGGGAAUGCACUCAGGAGAAAAACGAAAUAAUCUUUGUCCCCAGUGGGUGGUACCAUCAAGUUCAUAAUCUGGAAGAUACAGUAUCAAUUAAUCACAACUGGUUCAAUGGCCACAAUAUUUCUUGGGUGUGGGAUUUGCUUUUGAGAGAGUAUCAUGAGGCGAGGGAGUAUAUUGAAGACAUCAAGGACAUAAGUGAUAAUUUUGAGGGGCUUUGCCAACGAAAUCUUGCAGCUAAUGCAGGAAUGAAUUUCUACGACUUUUUCGUUUUCAUGGUACGCUUUUCCUUUGCCAACUUGGUCCUUCUCUGCAAUCUUACAAAUACGAAAAAAUUGAGCUGGAGUUCAUCUGAAGUUGUUCCGCUAGUGAUUUUCAACCUUAAAUCUACACAAUGUAUUGCUUUGGAGAUGGAAUCCACUGGCCAAUGGAAAAACUCUGGUGUCACCAUUGAUCUCAGGGAAACCAUGGAGGAUCAAACAUUUAUGGAAUUCUGCAAUCUUAUGGCAAGAACAUAUGGCGCUAUAUAUGAGCAGUCUGAAAAGAAAUCUGACACAGACAAAGCUGUAUUGGAAGAUAUGGAAUUAAGUUUCUUUGAUUUUUCUGGUUCUCGUAUCUGUACACCUGAAGAUCUAGUUACAUUUAUAGACUGUGCUCUCAAACUCAGUUGAACUAAAACUGGAUGGACGCAGAAUCAGUACUCUUUUACAAGGAUUAAUGAAGUUGCUUUUUAGGGAGAGGGAUAGGAUUCUUUAAGUUGUUUUCAGGUGCGUCACAACUGAUAUUCACCUAUAUGGAGAUAUGUUGCUCCAACAGAAAGAACUUAUUCAGGCUGCAUUUUAAUGAAUGCUUGGAUUCUUGACUCUUGAACGUGAAUUAAGGCAUAGGUUAUGUUCUUGCAAUUCUGAAGAAUGCCCGGUAUAGUAGGCUCUCGACAAGAUUAAGGAAUCAGGUAUGUUCCUGCAAUCUCAUGUAAGAAAGCUGAGUUAUGAAUUCCGGGUUGAUCCACUCCUGCAUCCUUUUGGUCGUCAUUUCUUAAAACCUCCAAUAUAUGCAAUAGCUUGUUCAGUAAGGUCUAUUGUACAAUAUUGGAUAGCAUAAAGAUACCAGAAACGACCCUAUCUAAUAUUGCAUACUAAACAAGCUCUUAAUGCUUUACUAUUUGCAUUUUUGAGGUGAAUGUUACGUACUCGUGUCCCUUUUUGAUUA
This is a messenger RNA of Olea europaea var. sylvestris, 2070 nucleotides long. RefSeq names its product jmjC domain-containing protein 4. The transcript has 9 exons. Gene Ontology annotation, biological process: protein hydroxylation; negative regulation of gene expression; positive regulation of translational termination. The record is from RefSeq and is a predicted model, not a curated record. Gene Ontology annotation, cellular component: nucleus; cytoplasm. Lineage: Eukaryota; Viridiplantae; Streptophyta; Magnoliopsida; Lamiales; Oleaceae. Bases 138 to 1532 code for a protein of 464 amino acids. Gene Ontology annotation, molecular function: histone H4R3 demethylase activity; sequence-specific DNA binding.